Molecule: messenger RNA, 4042 nt
Organism: Pimephales promelas (fathead minnow)
Lineage: Eukaryota; Metazoa; Chordata; Actinopteri; Cypriniformes; Leuciscidae
Gene: tbc1d22b
Product: TBC1 domain family, member 22B
Biological process (GO): activation of GTPase activity
Molecular function (GO): GTPase activator activity
Source: RefSeq, a predicted model, not a curated record
CAAAAUAUUUAACUAAAAUAUGCGUCUCCAUCUAAUAAAACUCGAACCCCAUUGGUCUGCUCCUCUGCACCUGUCCUUCAUUUCAGCCAAUCACAGCGCGACCUCACGCACCUCCAAGAUGGCGACGUCCAUCCAGAACCGCUGUAGGCACAUUCUGUGUUGGCAAAAUACUCGCGAUAACUAAUCAAAACAAAGUCAUUCACAAGCGGCAAUACAACUAAUCAUAUCGUUUUCGCCUUUGGAUAUCUGCACAUGUCAGUUGACGGGGUGGUGUUCGGUUUCAUGGCUGUUUCGGAGUGAAAUUGGGCGUCCUCUCGCCAUGGCCACCGACAACAGGAUUCAUUUCUGGAGGAGAAACCAAAAGAUUCCCGGGAGCUUACAGCCAGUAUAUGGAGCCCAACACCCUCCUCUGGACCCACGGAGACACCGUCCAUUAAAAGACACUCCGAAGUCCAGCAGUGUGAACACCAAAUCCAAAAAACCUGCAACUUUCCACGAAUUUGCCCGGAGCACCAAUGAUGCAUGGGACCUUGAUGAUGAAGAGGAUGACUGUAUGUUCAGUCUCAAACAGUCCUCAUCUUCCCCUGUCCAAUCACGAUCUACGCCUCAGACGCCUCGACUCAAACUCUUCAAAGCCCCGGAGGACACAGAGCCAUUGCCCCGCCUACCAGACAGGCAGAAACCAAUCAGCACAAACCUCGAUCAAGAUGGACUGGAUGUUGAAAGUGGCCCAGCCAAUGGCAGGGUGGUGAAGUCCUGUAGCGACGCCCAGUUGAAUGUGACUGCAGCUCGCAAUACCCUGCAGAAACAGCAGUCACUUCCUGUGCGUCCCAUCAUUCCAUUAGUUGCCCGCAUUUCAGACCAAAAUGCCUCAGGAGCUCCUCCCAUGACAGUGAGAGAGAAGACUCGACUGGAUAAAUUUAAGCAGCUACUUGCCAGCCCCAACACAGACCUGGAGGAGUUACGGAAACAUAGCUGGUCGGGAAUCCCUCGUGAGGUCCGGCCAGUCACCUGGAGACUUUUAUCGGGCUAUCUUCCUGCCAACAGGGAACGCAGGGAUCUGGUUCUCCAGAGGAAGAGGGAGGAGUAUUUUGGCUUCAUCGAGCAGUAUUACCACUCCAGAACAGAUGAUAACCACAGAGACACAUACAGACAGAUUCACAUCGACAUCCCGAGGACGAACCCUUUGAUUCCUUUGUUCCAGCAGCCGCUGGUGCAGGAGGUGUUUGAGCGGAUUCUCUUCAUCUGGGCCAUCCGUCACCCCGCUAGUGGAUACGUGCAGGGCAUUAACGACCUCGUCACCCCUUUUUUUGUGGUCUUCCUCUCUGAAUUCGUUGAGGAAGAUGUGGAAAAUUUUGAAAUGGCAAGCUUACCGCUGGAUACGCAACGAAACAUCGAAGCUGACAGCUUUUGGUGCAUGAGCAAGUUGCUGGAUGGGAUUCAGGACAACUACACGUUCGCCCAGCCUGGCAUCCAGAUUAAAGUGAAGGCGCUGGAAGAGCUUGUCAGCAGAAUAGAUGAGGAUGUCCACAUUCACUUUCAGAAGUGUGAGGUGGAGUAUCUGCAGUUUGCUUUCCGCUGGAUGAAUAAUCUGCUGAUGAGAGAGCUGCCGCUGCGCUGUACCAUACGCCUGUGGGACACAUACCAGGCGGAGUCAGAGGGAUUCUCACAUUUCCACCUCUACGUGUGCGCCGCCUUCCUCAUCAAAUGGCGGAAAGAGAUCCUCUCCAUGCUGGACUUUCAGAGCCUGCUAAUUCUCCUGCAGAACCUUCCCACAAUACACUGGGGCAACGAAGAGGUGGGUUUACUACUGGCAGAGGCCUACAGACUCAAAUACAUGUUCGCUGACGCUCCGAGCCACUACAAGAGAUGAGAACCCGUAACCAGACCACGACGAGACUCCGCAAAACCCAGACGAUGAUCUGACCUAACAACGACACUUCUUCGCUCGGUUUAAUCUGACACAGUGAAGUUAGAGCUCACCAAUUUUCGCCAAUGACGUCAAAUUUGUGUCAUCGUCUUUUACAAUUCACAAUAGAGAAUGAGACAAAACGGAUAUUUUGGAAAAAAAUAAACUGCAAUCUUGAUGUCUGACAGUUCAAUUUGCCUGCAGAGGACUUCAGAAGAUAACUGACACCGAGAUGCCAAGCGCUGUGGAACAGAAAGCGCUUUGAGAGUAUAAACAGACGGACAUGACACACUGGCAUUGUUUCUCCGAAGGCUUCCUCCAUUUGUUACCUCAGAUGUGAAGAAACCAUCUCUCUCGGUUUUAUUUUUGUGGCAGCCCCCCCCCCCAUGAUGUUCUCUUGCUUUGUUAUUAGAGCAUAAUGUGAUCUCCUCUGACCUUUUGCUCAUUGCGACAUUGAUUGUACACGGGUCGAUUCCCGUUGAAAUCACUCGGAGACGGCGUUAUUGAAGCUCUGCAAUACAUGAAACUAUGGCAGCCGUAAAGGGUCAUUUCUCAAGAGACGCAGCCAAGCAUUACGGAUUCGAAGAAUCGAUAUGCAACCUCCAGAGGAUUUGUUUGGGUUUAGUUUUGGGUUUUUAUGUUUUAUUUAGACUGUAUAUUAACAAUCAAACGUGAGAAUCUAAUCUUUUAAAGUGGCUUUGUAUUCGUAUGAAGCUCUUGCACAAUUAUUUCUUAGAAAACUGGUACUUUUAGAGCUUUAGUAUAAGCGUUGGACGACUACUACUGAUGUAACGUUUCGGCGAAGACGGCUGAAUCAAACUGCAGUGAAAUAUUAAUGUGACUAUAAAGAAUGAAUCAGUGUGAUGUGAGGUCAGCAUCACUGGAGUCGUGUUGAAAGAAACCUACUGACUUGGAGACGGAUUGAAGGGUUUUGGUUUUCUCUGUGUGGUACUGGAGCGUAAUACCUGGCAGACACGCUUCAAGCUCCACAAAUCGUAAUCUUAAAUACUGUUGAAGAACUGUAGAUGAAGUCUCAAAGCACUGUGAAAAGGCAUCUACCGUCCAUUUAAUCUCCCCUGGCAACCAAAUUAUGCAGAUGCUUAUGCUAAUCAGAUGUAGAUGAUCUGAUUAUCUCCCCUUUCCCUUUGAACCCUUGUUUCACCUCUCGGUAUAUUUAUUAACUCCGGCUGAUUCGUUUUGAUUGGUGAUUAAUUGUUCAAGUUCUGAAUCUUUCCAAAGUAGAUGUGUGAUCUUUAUAAACUGGAGCGUAAUGCGAAAUGAUUUUCUCGGACUUAUCAAAAGCAGAUAUUGUCAUUAAAUCCUAUAAUCUUUUCGUAUAACUUGGACCAACCCCCUGCAUGGAUAAUCUGAAUAAUAAAUUAAAUAAGUGUCUUUCUGCUUUAAUUAUUGAAGCGAGUGGAUGGUAUUGAUUAGAGGAAGGCGUCAGGAUCAGUUAAAAGUGAUGCUGUUGAACUUCCAGCUCAGCGCUGUGGAGGAUUUUGAGUUUGCUGAUGUUAAACGCUUAAAUAAUGUACAUUUUGUCGACUCGCUGUCCUUGUUCAUCCGUCAGUGACAUUUGAACCUCCCUGCGCCGUACGGUCUUGCUGUUGCAAUCUAUUUUUGAUGAAGCAUUUGCAGUGCUGGACUCUUAUUUUGAAGUGAACUGGAAUGUGUAUGUCUUUAGGUUUAUACUUUUAAUGAGCUGAUACUCACUCCAGAGAUAAUUAGUUUGCUCGUCACCCCUUUAAAGUGCGCUAAUGAAAGGGUGACUUAUUGUCUCAAGGGUUGAGAUUGCUGACCCUGGUGAGGAGAUGAGGUGGUAAUUAUUCAUGAGAUGCACUGAGUGAAUUUACAGAUUAGCUCCCGUUUUUAGUCUUUUGAAUGAUGAAAGUCUGAAGAUUUGUUAAGUCAACAUGAAAUCAAAAUGGACACCAUUUACUUCCUUAAUACAUAUUGCCUGCGAGUCAUUAGAGCACAUUGUGAUUUGGCCUUCAUAAUUACCGUCUCUGAAACACGUUUUUUAUUUUCUACUGAUGUUAUUUAGGUCAAAGUUAACCAUCAGCCUCCAUGUCUGGCUCUUGUACACACCCUUUCUCAAUGCCUUAUCAAAAGUGUAACGCGUUUUGUCUCGCU